AGCAUAUCCAGCAGAGUAUAUCUGUCUAACCAUUACAAUCGCGCAUUGCGCCCCUGGCUUCGUGUGUGGUAAUGUGAAAACCUCCCCUUUUGAGGAGCGAUCACCAUGUCAUUCAACGAUGAUAUGUUCGACGAUGGUGAACUGUCGGUAGAAUAUUCUUCUGAAGAUAAUUCAGAACCUGAUGUGGAUCUUGAAAAUCAGUACUAUAUGGCGAAAUCCAGAAAGGAAGAUAAUCCACAACACGCGUUGGAAGAGUUCCAAAAAGUUCUCGAUAUAGAAGCUUCGGGCGUCAAGGGCGAUUGGGGAUUUCGUGCUCUUAAACAAAUGAUAAAGAUCAACUUUAAAUUAGGUAAUUUUGACGUAAUGAUGGAGAAUUACAAAACACUAUUAACUUAUAUCAAAACUGCUGUCACCAGGAACUACUCUGAGAAGUCAAUCAACUCGAUCCUGGAUUAUGUGUCAACCUCAAAGCAAAUGAAUUUACUGCAAAUGUUUUACGCAACCACUCUGGAUGCCUUGCGUGAGGCAAAGAACGAGAGGCUCUGGUUUAAGACGAACACGAAGCUUGGAAAACUGUAUUUAGAACAGGAAGACUAUAUGCAGUUGCAACGCAUCGUCAAAGAGCUUCGAGAUUCUUGUCUGACAAAUGAAGGGGAAGACGACCUGAAAAAAGGUACCCAGCUGUUGGAAAUUUAUGCUUUGGAAAUACAAAUGUACACUGCCCAAAAAAAUAACAAGAAGCUGAAGGCAUUGUAUGAACAGUCGCUUCACAUCAAAUCCGCCAUACCCCAUCCACUAAUAAUGGGAAUCAUUCGUGAAUGUGGUGGGAAGAUGCAUCUGCGUGAGGGAGAGUAUGACAAAUCUCACACAGACUUCUUUGAAGCAUUUAAAAACUACGAUGAAUCCGGUUGUCUUCGACGCACACAAUGUCUCAAGUACCUUGUGCUUGCCAGCAUGCUAAUGAAGUCUGGAAUUAAUCCUUUCGACUCACAGGAAACGAAACCCUACAAAAACGAUCCACAGAUUAUGGCGAUGACAAGUUUAGUUACUGCCUACCAAAACAACGACAUCGCUGAAUUUGAGAACAUCCUCAGAAGAGAGCGAGAUGCUAUCAUGGAAGAUCCGUUUAUUCGUGAACAUAUUGAAGACCUACUCCGCAACAUUCGCACUGAGGUUCUCAUCAAACUGAUUCGCCCCUACACCAGGAUUCGAAUACCCUUCAUCUCCCAGCAACUGAAUCUUAGUGAGAAUGAAGUUGAAAGCUUGCUCGUGGCCUGCAUUUUGGAUAACAGUAUUCCAGCCCGUAUCGAUCAAGAACAGCAGAUAUUGGUUAUGAGUACAGAGGUCACAUCUGAAGCCCGAUAUCAGGCGCUAGAUAAGCUAGCGCACCGUUUACGGCAUCUCCAAACCGCCUUGAGCAGUCGCUUGCCGGUUGUUGGGUGACAAUGAGGACGCCACUUUGGCUGAUCGCCUUCCAAAUAGGACAGCUUUAUGUAUCCAGACACGGAUCUUUCACCCAGUUCAGAAUCACUGACGUUUACGUGACUUAUGCCAUUGUUCGCUAAAUUACGUAUUCGUUGUACUUUCACACUUGUUUGUUUUCAAACAGGUUUAACAAAUGAUUUGCGCUUUUAACUUCUUUUUACAUAUAGGUUUCCAUAGUAUACGGAUUAC
This is a messenger RNA of Opisthorchis viverrini, 1674 nucleotides long. RefSeq lists its product as hypothetical. Bases 106 to 1443 code for a protein of 445 amino acids. Lineage: Eukaryota; Metazoa; Platyhelminthes; Trematoda; Opisthorchiida; Opisthorchiidae. Gene Ontology annotation, cellular component: COP9 signalosome. The record is from RefSeq and is a predicted model, not a curated record. The transcript is spliced from 2 exons. Gene Ontology annotation, biological process: protein deneddylation.